AUGAAAACUUUUCAAAUUGCUCAUUUUGUUGCAGCACUUAGUUUUUUGAAGCCGACAGCUGUUGAUGGUCGUUUUUUUAGCUGUGGUAUUACAAAUAUUGAAGACGAAAAUGUUGCUGACGUUGCCGGAAAUCUCUGGACUUAUAAACUCGGCCAAUUUCAGUCGGACAGUCAAGGUUCUUUUCCUCAAAAAGUCGGCAAUUCUGAAUAUGGAGAAUUACGGAAAUUUCCAUUGCUUUAUGGUGGCAAUCACUGGGAUCAUGGAUCUUUUAUGUAUUAUGUGAUAUCAAACAAAAAUGGAGAUUACAUAAAGCUCUAUUACACUAGUACUAAUGGGGAUGUAGAGUGUGACAUAUAUGGCCCUUAA
Molecule: messenger RNA, 366 nt
Organism: Blumeria graminis f. sp. triticale
Lineage: Eukaryota; Fungi; Ascomycota; Leotiomycetes; Helotiales; Erysiphaceae
Source: the annotation of a GenBank genome assembly